This is a messenger RNA of Helicoverpa zea (corn earworm), 2827 nucleotides long. RefSeq lists its product as uncharacterized. Gene Ontology annotation, molecular function: DNA-binding transcription factor activity; DNA binding. Bases 106 to 966 code for a protein of 286 amino acids. Gene Ontology annotation, biological process: regulation of DNA-templated transcription. The record is from RefSeq and is a predicted model, not a curated record. Lineage: Eukaryota; Metazoa; Arthropoda; Insecta; Lepidoptera; Noctuidae. The transcript has 5 exons.
UUGACAUUGACAGCUCUCGAAAUCCUAACCUACCGAACUAUUUUCUAAAAACGUAAAAGAUAUUUACAAAAAUAAAUAAUUAAAACAAACUAUUAAAUAUGAAGAAUGGACGAUAAUGGGAAGCACACGUCCUCGUAUCAACUGGACCAAGAAAUUUUGGAUGCGCGCGGUAUCAGCAUGUCGGUGUCGGAAGUGGCGGGUCUGUCCACCUGCAAGUACUCGGAGCGCGUGCAGGCGCUGCGGCUUAGCGACGAUGACCUCGCCUUCCUAAAGGGGCUGAGGCGACGGAUUAAAAAUAGACUAGCAUCCCAAAACAGUCGUCGCCGCAGCGUCGAACACUUACGUCGGUUGGCUCGCGAACUGCGCGCAGUCAGAGCUUGUAGGGACGAUGCGUUAGCCGAACGACGCACCCUUGUGUCGCAGCGCGAUGCCCUCAGAGACAGCUGUGUUAGUCUCAGGCGGUAUGUUGUGCAGAGACUACAGGAACGCUCAGAUACCACAGAAGUGCCAAUCCUAGAUUUAGAAAUAAAUAAAGAAUCUCAUUUAACUCUACCUGUCAAAAAAGUCACUGUCACAGAAACGAAAACGCCAUUACUGUCAGAAUGCUUCGAGAAAACCAUAGACACCAUAGACAACAACAUAUUCGAAUGUCGCAUAGACAAGUUGGUACAGCAAAGCGUGAACCAUAUAUUCAAAAAUGAGACGGUCGAAAAGAAAAAGGUUUUUGCUAAAACUGUUUUUAUAUCGAAUGAUAAGUUGUCGUCGGAUAUUAAGUCUAUGGUUUUGAGUGAAGGGGAGGGGUUGAAGAUUUUAGAAGAAGAUGAUGGCGUUUUAAAUUUGUCUCUGAAGGAGGGUAGGCGGAAAAGUCAUGGGAGGAAGCAGUUGGCGCCGAGACGAAUUGCCUACGUUUAUACGGAUAAUAAUGAUGGCGUCCUCGAUCUAAAAAUAAAGAAAGAGAAUCAGUGACACGAACCAAUUUACAAAUAAGUUAGGUUUUAUAUAUACAUAUAAAUAAAUAUAUACAUACACUAUACAGACCAAAAAUAUAGUUUAUAAUGGCGGGAACAUUAUUUUUAAGCAAAUCUCCUGUACUAUGUGCCUUUAUUUACUUUGUAUGCUGUUUUUUUGGGACAAUUUCCCACAACUGGAUAAAAUGUAUGAUUUGUAUAGUUAGAUUGAAAUAUACAUGUUUUGUGUGUCUGUUUCACCCUUAUCAGUAGGGAACUACUUUCUGCAAAUAGAGCCUUUAUAAAGUAUUAUUGGAACACAAUUUAUAUAUGUGCCAAAUAUUUCUGCCAUUUCUUUAACCUCUGACGCAAAAAAGUAAUCAUUAUAAACGCUAUUGGCCUUACUACAAAAACUUUAACCACUGUUUUACACUUGUCUAAAAAAAAUGUGGCUCCAAAAUGAACCUUAUGUCAACGUCAUAAUUUGUCAUUUUUUUAGACAAGUCUUAAACUGACGUUAAAAAGUUUUUGUGGUAAGACGGUAUGUGUUUCUGUUUAUCUAUGGCAACAUAGCUCUUAAAGAGUUGAAGUGAUUUGGAUGUAGCUUUAUAAAAUUUUUUGAUCAGAUUAUUAUAAUUUUUCCCCUGCUUUUUUUAGAUACUUAUAUUUUGUUUUUUUUUAGCAAAUAAAGGCACUAGUAUGUUAGGUAACAAGGUUAUGUAGGAUAAAAUAUAAACUUGUGUUAGAAAAUAUACAGAGCGAUGUUUUUGAAAUUCUACUCCACAGAAGUUAUUAAGACCAAGUUUUUUUAACCGACUUCCCUAAAAGGAGGUUCGCAAUUCGACUACUUUUUAUAAGAAUUGCAAAAAAAAAAAAAAAAACAUUUUUAUAAAAAUGGUCUCAAGCAAGUUGAAUUGGUGGGUCCCGGUUGUCAUUUGAAUAUCUUUGGCAGUCGUUACGGGUAGUCAGAAGCCAGUAAGUCUGAUAACUUGCCUCACCAAGGGGUAUCGGUUUGCCCGGGUAACUGAGUUGAGGAAGUCAGAUAGGCAGUCGCUCCUUGUGGCACACUGGUACUCAGCUGCACGCGGUUAGACUGGAAGCCAACCCCAACGUAGUUGGGAAAAGGCUCGGCAGUUGAUGAUGGUUUUAAGGAAGCCUUGUAUAUUUUCUAUUAAAUGUGUUUAAAGAUAUAAUGAUAUAAGAAAUAAGAAAAAAAAUACAUCACACAACAAUUGCAAACAUUAAAUAAAAAAAUAAUAUCGACUAAAUUCAAUCCUUUUAAAAUAUACAUACCUUAAAAAAAAGAAAGUUAUAAAAACACAAUGAUAUUUAAAUACGUUCGCACCAAAUAACUUUACAUUAUUUUGUGAAGUUAGCCAUUUCACUCGUUGCGCAUUUGUUCGUAGAUAUUAUCAAGAAGCUUUGCUUGUCCGAAGUUAGCUGAUAUUGACUUCACAGCAGUAAAAAUCUGAUCUCUCUCCGGUGGUGUUUGAUUGUCGUCGCAUCGCGCUAUGAGAGUGAAGGAAUAGUGAGUGCACCUGUGUCCAAGCAAAUGUGCCCAAACUAUAAUAUGUCCUGCGCAGCUGGCUGAUCUCCUUACAUGAGAACAGCCGCCGUAGCCGAUAAUUUGUUAUGAGAACAUAAGACAAAAAAUAUGAAUGAAAUGCAAAGUAAUUUGGUGCGAACUGUAUUUGUUACAUAUAUACAUGUAUAAUAUAAAUAUAUAUAGGUUAAAAAUAUGUCCAAAACGUUAUUCAAAAAAUUUUCGAAUAUUUUUUAUAAGCGAAAAAGUGUAAUAUUGGUACAAAAAUGUGUUAGGAACUCUAUGUAUAUUAUAUAAAUUAUUAAAAAUAUAUAAAUAAAGUUUUCUCUGAGAGAAA